AUGAUAAAACCAGAAAGGAAAUUUUGUGGAGGUCAAAAUAUUUCUUUAGUAUGUACCGCUGUCAUUCGCAAAUUUUACCAGGCACAAUGGUACAACGAUGAUAGUGAAAAAGUCGUAGAUUCUGAAAGAAUACAAGUCACGUUUGAAGAAACUAACUAUACUCACCGUGCUAUUAUGUCAAUUAAUAAUGUGAGUUGUUCAGAUGAACGAGAUUAUUAUUGUUUAGCAAAAAACUCAUUUUACGAGGAAAUUACAGAGAAAUAUUCUCUUAAGAUCAAUGUUCCGGCUCACUUUGUUCGUGUGAACAUAGAUGAUAUUGCUAUAACGCGAUUUGCAAAAGACCCUGAAAAUCCUGUAUAUUUAUCAUGUUAUGUUGGAGGCACGCCAACAUCUACUACUACGUGGUUUAAAGACGGCUGCCAUGGAUAUAAGCCUCAGCUAUAUCCAAAUGUGACCGAGUUACAGAUAAACGAAGGAGAAUCUCUGAACAUUACAUGCAUAAGCUAUGGCUAUGUUAAUUUCUAUUUUCCCACCAACAAUUCAUGGGGUAGAACAACCUCUCAACCCGAUGUUGUACCAGAAGGCAGGAGCACCAACAAGACAUUUAUAAGAUCAUCAGCUGUUUUCGGAGACACUGGCUGGUAUUGUUGCGCUGAUGAAAGCAAACAAAUAACAAACUUGACAGACAAAAAUUACAACGAUCCAAAAGUUACUUGGAUGUAUGUUUAUGUUAAAUCCAAUAGACACCGAUUUGUGCAUGCACAUAAGAAAGGGCAUUAUUUACUGGCUUCUGGAUGUGAUAAAUACAUAAUUUUUCCUUGCCAGACGACUUCUCCUGAAUUUAAAGUUAUUUUAAAAAAAAAUGGAAACGUAGUUAAACAUGACGAAAAGACUAUUUUUGAUCCAAAAAUUGGUUAUAUCAUCAAGGAAAGAAUAAUUCCAUACGUUAGUGUAUUUACUUGCUCAGUGGAGCAGAAAAAUUUGUCAUACACAAUUAAUUUGCGAGUUCGAGAAUUUGUACUUUAUGCCUGUAUGAGAUUGCCGGAAAUAAUCAUGGAUGGUCCAAAAGACAUUGCGGAAGGCUCGACAUUAAGUGUUAAGUGUACAUUCAGAGUGAAAAGAGAAGCCACUUACAACAUUUUUUGGAAUAUUCCGCAGAACACGACUUCUAGGAUAAUUUCAAACACUAUUCGAGAAAAUGUUAAUCAGUUCUACAUAGAAGAUGUAAUAAUGUCUGAGCUUAUUAUUGACAAUGUUACAUUCGAAAAUACCGGGAAUUACAUAUGCCAAAUAGAAUCAUCGUAUAAUGAAACAAAAAGUACUAAAGUACAUAUUUGUGUAUAUGAUUCUAACCAUCCCUACAUUAGUCUGACAUCUGUUGAGAGAAAAGUAUCCAGAUUAUAUGGUGAAUCUGUAACUUUCUUGGCUAAUGUCUCUGCAUGUCGACAACCUUUUUUACAGUGGGUAGAUAAUUAUGGUGUCAUCCCUGAUGUUUUAGAAUAUUCUGGGAGCUUGAUAUCAACAUUCUGCUACCAAACAACGUGUAGCUUACGCAUAGAUAAUAUUUCCAUUGUCAAUGAUGGGAUUUAUACUCUCACAGCUGAAAACAUUGUGGGAAAAAAGAACAUAACGUUUCAUCUUCAAGUUGUUGAUAAGCCAGGCGUAAGGUUUGAUCAAAGUUAUUUAAAAAAAUACUACAGCUACAAUGAGACUGCGACGUUUGUUUGCCUUCUCAAAAGUCGCUUGGAAUAUAAUGUAUCGUGGAGUUAUAUCAGUCACCCGACAGAGUCUACACAUGUUGAUGAAUCAUCUAAACUACAGGAUACCAAGGCCGAUGAACAAAGCAACAGUGCUGAAAAUAAGUCAAUGGUUACGUUAAGACCUCAAGCAGAGUCAACAAUAAAAUGCAUGGCUUGCAAUAGUUAUGGAUGUAACGAUGUAAAAUAUGAUAUUCAUAUCACAGGUCAAAAUAUUUCUUUAGUAUGUACUGCUGUCAUUCGUGAAUUUUUUGCAGUAGCAUGGUAUGAUGAUAGAAGACAUAAAGUUGUAGAUUCUGUAAAAAUUCACGUCACGUUCAGAAAAACUAAGUACACUCACCGUGCCAUCUUGUCGAUUAAUAAUUUAAGUCGUUUUGAUGAAAGGGAUUAUUACUGUUUAUUUAGAGAUGCAUACGACUCAAAUUAUAUCGAUAAAUAUUCUCUUAAGAUUAACGUUCCAGCUUACUUAGUUCAUGGAAAUAUAAAUAACAUUGCCAUAACACGAUAUGCAAUAGAUCCAGAGAAUCCUGUCUAUUUAUCAUGUCAUUUCGAAGGAAUUCCAGCACCUAAUAUCACGUGGUUUAAAGACGGUACAUCUUUAUCGUCAUCGAAGCAGUUUAGUUUAGAGGAUGGAAAUCAAAAGUUAAUUAUACGAUAUCUUUUGGAACGUGAUGGUGGUGACUAUUCAUGUGUUGCAGAGAAUGGCUUUUGGCCAGUAAAAAAAUCUCAAACAAUUAUUGUCAAAGGAAAUCGAGAAUUUUACUUGGUGAUUGCGAUGAUAGUGUGGUUUAUAACAAUUCUUAUUUCUCUUUUAAUGUACUUUUAUUUGAAAACUCAACAUGCGAAGUUUAAAGAAAAACAACUAUUAAAAGCUGGCGAUACGCAUUUUAAAGAAGGAGCAGUUGAUUUAAUAAACCCAGAGUUAACCAUAGACGAACAAGCAGAACUUCUUCCUUACGAUAUUAGAUGGGAGUUUCCUAUUGAGAAGUUAAGAUUAGGAAGUGGGGCUUUUGGAGUUGUGUAUAAAGCAGAGGCCUAUAGGAUUCUCCCUAACGAGUCGGUUACAACGGUAGCUGUGAAAACUAUUCGCAAAAAUGCAGACUUAAUGUAUAUCAGUGCAAUGGCAGAGGAUCUUAAAAUAAUGGUUUAUUUAGGACAACACUUAAAUGUUAUAAAUCUUCUAGGCGCUUGCACCAAAAAUAUAGCCAAACGUAAUAAUUUGCGAAUAACUGUUCAAAAUAUUGGUAUAAAUAAAAAGCGUGACCCUAUUAGUCCCUUAGGACUCAAGCAGAUACAUGAAAUCGCAACAAGACACGAGAUCUAUGAAAGUUUAUUUACCGCCUUGUCUGACAGCAGUCCAAACGAUAAGCACACCAUUCACUAUUCAGAAACUUCGAAAUUCAGCGGCCUGAUUGAAUCCAGUGAUGAUUUGAUGAAAGAAAGGCAAGUGCUGCACUGUGAUUUGGCUGCAAGAAAUAUACUGUUAGCAGAGAAAAACAUCGUCAAGAUCUGCGAUUUCGGUUUAGCCAAGACAUUGUACAAAGACGAAGACUAUAAGAAGCAAUGCGAUGGGAAGUUACCUAUAAGGUGGAUGGCCAUUGAGUCCAUCAGAGACGGGGUAUUUUUAACUAUGUCGGAUGUGUGGUCAUUUGGUGUAGUACUCUGGGAAUUUUUCUCUCUUGCACAAAUACCAUAUUAA
This is a messenger RNA of Copidosoma floridanum, 3456 nucleotides long. RefSeq names its product vascular endothelial growth factor receptor kdr-like. The record is from RefSeq and is a predicted model, not a curated record. Lineage: Eukaryota; Metazoa; Arthropoda; Insecta; Hymenoptera; Encyrtidae.